Talaromyces rugulosus is the source of this 1116-nucleotide messenger RNA. RefSeq lists its product as uncharacterized. Gene Ontology annotation, molecular function: cysteine synthase activity. Lineage: Eukaryota; Fungi; Ascomycota; Eurotiomycetes; Eurotiales; Trichocomaceae. The record is from RefSeq and is a predicted model, not a curated record. Bases 1 to 1116 code for a protein of 371 amino acids. The transcript is spliced from 2 exons. Gene Ontology annotation, cellular component: cytoplasm.
AUGUUUAGACGCGGCCUCCGUACGUUUGCCACGACGGCUCUGCGCAGCGUAGAAGCCUCGACAGCCUACAACACCAAGGUUUCGACAGCCCAAGGGUGGGUCAAUGGCCUUACGGAAGCCAUUGGAAACACGCCGCUGAUCAGGCUCAAACGUCUUUCGGAGGAGACGGGAUGCAACGUCCUGGGCAAGGCCGAGUUCCAGAACCCGGGAGGUAGCGUCAAAGAUCGCGCUGCCUUGUAUGUCGUGAAAGAUGCCGAGGAGAAGGGCUUAUUGCGCCCAGGAGGUACUGUUGUCGAAGGAACUGCCGGAAACACUGGCAUUGGGCUUGCCCACGUCUGCCGGUCCAAGGGAUACAAGCUUGUCAUCUACAUGCCCAACACGCAAUCCCAAGGCAAGAUUGACCUGUUGCGAUUGCUAGGCGCAGAGGUCUAUCCCGUACCAGCUGUCGCAUUCGACAACCCAGAAAACUACAACCACCAAGCUCGCCGCCAUGCCGAAUCUCUCGAGAAUGCUGUCUGGACCAACCAGUUCGACAAUACUGCAAACCGUCAGGCCCACAUUGAAACGACCGGUCCCGAAAUCUGGGCACAAACGGAAGGGAAGAUUGAUGCCUUUACAUGCGCAACUGGCACGGCCGGCACACUCGCGGGAAUCACCCGUUAUCUGAAAACAGUCAGCGAUGGACGAGUUAAAAGCUACCUUGCCGACCCCCCUGGCAGUGUGCUUCAUAGCUACAUCCAGAGCGGAGGAAAACUCAUUGAACGGAGCGGAAGCAGCAUUACUGAGGGUAUUGGCCAAGGCCGUAUUACGGAAAACCUGAAGCCUGACAUCGACCUUGUCGAUGGCUCACUAAAUAUUAGCGAUGAGAAGAGCAUCGAGAUGGUGUACCGCUGCCUGGAUGAGGAAGGUAUCUACCUUGGUGCUAGUUCUGCCCUGAACGUUGUAGCCGCCAAGGAGGUUGCCGAGAAACUGGGCAAGGGUAACACUGUCGUUACUAUUCUGUGCGAUGGCGCGUAUCGGUAUGCGGACCGGCUUUUCUCUGAGAAGUGGCUACAGAGCAAGAAUCUCCGUGGUGCUAUUCCCAAACAUCUGGAGAAGUACAUUGUCUUGCCAUAA